Messenger RNA from Eucalyptus grandis, 1133 nucleotides. RefSeq names its product RING-H2 finger protein ATL65. Gene Ontology annotation, biological process: protein ubiquitination. Gene Ontology annotation, molecular function: ubiquitin protein ligase activity. The transcript has a single exon. Lineage: Eukaryota; Viridiplantae; Streptophyta; Magnoliopsida; Myrtales; Myrtaceae. The record is from RefSeq and is a predicted model, not a curated record. The coding region runs from base 270 to 857 and encodes 195 amino acids.
AGUUUUUGUGAAUCGUCAAAGCACCACGGAGAGCACGGCUUGGUCAGUGAGUCAGCAACACUACCUGCCACCUGACUAUGCGUGAACGAAGAGAGGAUGUGCUUUGGAACAAUGGGCAGCAGCAGCAGCAGAAGCGAAAGAAUAUGCUUGUGCCGACGCAGCAUGACCCACCACCUUCCCCCCUCCUAUAAAAGGAAAGACCAAAACGGCUAAGUUCCAAUCACCGCUCUCCCUCCCUCUCGCCCUCUCUCGACAGUGCUCUUCUCUUGAUGGAGGAUUCCAAGCUGAUAGCCGCUGACCACCUGCUGCCCAAAGGAGCGGUCUUGCUGGGCCUGCUGAGACGGGUCCUGUCGUGGGCUCUCAAGCUGAGGGACAGAGCCGCCGCCGCCGCCGCCGCCGCCGCCGCCGUCGCCUUCCCUUCGGUCGCCGCCGUGGAGAGCCCCCGCUCUUGUUCUCCUCCUCCUGCUUCGUCCUGCCCGUCUUCGGAGAUCGCCGGAGACGGCCUCCCUCUGGCCAGUUAUGGCGCCGCCGUGGCCGGGACGCCGGGGGUGAGCUGCGACACCUGCACGGUGUGCUUCAGCCCCCUGGCGGAGGGCGACGAGGUGAGGGUGCUCAGGAACUGCUGUCACCUGUUCCACAGGGAGUGCCUCGAUAGGUGGGUGGGAUGCCAUCACGACCAGGGUCGUGAUGGUCGCGACGACAGCAGCAGCGGCAGCAAUCACAGGAGGUGCCCGCUUUGCCGGGCGCCGCUGUGGGGUCCUCCUCCUCGGCCGAGCUCGAAGCGGGCCGGGGCCGGGGCCGAGCGCGGGUGGAGCGUGAAGAGACUCUGUUCCUCCGUCCGGGGAGGCGAUCCGUAGUGGCGACCGAACUGGUUCCGUUCGGACAUGCCAAGACAUAUGUCUUACAUUUUUCCCUUUUUGUUUUGUAUUUUGAAGUAUGCAUUCCUUUCUAAUUUUCUACUCCUCAGCAAAGAGGAGGAUACUUGAGAUGGAUCCCCUGUUUUGGGGCUUCUCUAUUUAGGAUCAUGUGGAGGUACAAAGUAGGUUUUUUCUUCUUCUUUUUUUUCCUUUCUUUUUCAUUUUUACAAUGAGGUUUUAAGUAUUAUUCGAAUCUCGAAAAACUUUGAAAAAGUC